AUGUCUCACGAACUAUUAGAAAGUAGGAAAAAGCUGCCCGUUCGAGUGCAGGAUGCUAUUUGCGAUGCUGGCAGCUUAAUAUCUUUGGCAACUAGUAUUUCUACAGAGAGUAUGACUGCAUGUUUCAAAAGACAAGUCGAAAAUGAGAAGAACGUUGUUUUACUUUCUAAGAAAUUACAUUGUAUCGAUAUGUUGAUUGAUGAUCUGAGUUCCGUAGAGUUGAUGAUUGAACAUCUAAUUCCGAACAUCACUGAUGUUCAAGAAACAUUACAACUGAUUGAAAGACAUAACUAUUUUGAAGAAUCUUGGUUAAACGAUAUGAUUCAAAGCGAACGUGAUACGGCUAAUUGA
Molecule: messenger RNA, 351 nt
Organism: Auanema sp. JU1783
Lineage: Eukaryota; Metazoa; Nematoda; Chromadorea; Rhabditida; Rhabditidae
Source: the annotation of a GenBank genome assembly